Mytilus trossulus (common blue mussel) is the source of this 2580-nucleotide messenger RNA. Its product is annotated as polynucleotide 5'-hydroxyl-kinase NOL9-like. Gene Ontology annotation, molecular function: polynucleotide 5'-hydroxyl-kinase activity. Gene Ontology annotation, cellular component: nucleus. Gene Ontology annotation, biological process: cleavage in ITS2 between 5.8S rRNA and LSU-rRNA of tricistronic rRNA transcript (SSU-rRNA, 5.8S rRNA, LSU-rRNA). The record is from RefSeq and is a predicted model, not a curated record. Bases 114 to 2453 code for a protein of 779 amino acids. The transcript is spliced from 13 exons. NCBI's taxonomy places the organism in Eukaryota, Metazoa, Mollusca, Bivalvia, Mytilida, Mytilidae.
CCAAAAGCGAAAGUAGAAAGUGAAAGUAGACUGAACCGCAUGUGUUUGAUUACCUUCAUUUUAUUGACGUUUUAUAAAGAUAUUUUGAACAGGUUUUACCUUUUAAUUUAACCAUGAAGAAGAAACAAAAAGCAAAGAACAAAGAAAAGACAAAGAAGCACCAAGAGGAUCCUGAGCCUUUGAAAAAAGCAGGCAAAACUAAAACUAAAACUAAAACUAAAACUGCUGUAGUCAAAAAUGUUACAGGUGUUCAUUCAAAGCAAAUGGGAGAGAAAAAGUCAGACAGAGAAGAUGAAACUUUAAAAGAGGAAAUUUUAGACCCAGUGCAAGGAAAAUUCUCAGAUAAGACAGAAAUUACUGAAAAUUAUGACAAUGCAAGUACAUCUGGUCAGGUAACUGAACACAGUUAUAAAAGGAAGCAGAGUCAGGACGGUGACAUGAUUUCUACAAAUUUUUGGGCACAAAGUAAAAAGAAAUACCAGAAAAUAAGCGAAAGGCAAAAGAAAACUACUCCCCCAUCCCCUGAAAAAAUAACUGGUAGGGAAAAAAGAAAAGGUGGUGGCCACCAGACAGAAAGGAAGAGAAAAUGCUCCACAAAUUCAAAUUAUUUGACAGAUGAGGAUCAAACUAUUGAAGAAGUUGGUGAUGCUUCAAGUCCAGAAAAGACGUCCACAGCAGAAGACUCGGAAGGUACAAAAAAUACUAAAUCCAAGAGACACAGGAAUAAAAGAAGGAAGUCGGACAGUAUAAGUGUGGGCAGAGAUGAAGCUGAGGAACAGACCACAGUAGAGGAUACACUGAAAGGGGUUAAAAUCAUAGACUUGCAAGAUGGACUGUUAUUUGCAAUGGAAAAAGAUGUUGAGGUUUGUUUCCAAGGAAAUUGUCGUCUGCAACCAUUGUAUGGGUGUGUUUCUGUGUUUGGAAGCCAUCUUAAAGCAUCAAAACAUUAUAACUUUUACUCGCCAGAUUCAAAUAGCUUUUUAACAAUUAAGAAUGAAGCAAUAGAGCAGGACCAAGAACUGGCCAAAAAGAUUUUAGCGGAAAUGAAAAUUGGUUUGAAACAGAGAGAAACCAUUUCUGAAACUAUGUCAGCCAUUAUCAAAAUAGACAAGUUGAACUCAAGGUCAAUGGAGAUCAUUCCUCAGUAUCCACCAUUUCAAGAAAUUUUCAACAGAAAAGAAGAUGUGAAUACUUUACCUAGAUGGAAACAAUCUUUGUUAAGAGUAGGCUUAACUGUGCUUGAUGAUAGACCAAAACUGACAUUCCCUAGUCAAUACUUGAUGUUAAAGGAUAAAGCAUGCAGACUUAUAAGAAAUAAAAGUGGAGCAUCACCAGUCAUUACAAUAAUUGGAGGAAAGAAUUCUGGGAAAUCAACACUCAAUAGAUAUUUAAUAAACUCACUACUUGAUAAAGUUGAUAAAGUUUAUUUUCUUGAAUGUGAUGUUGGACAGACAGAGUUUACACCACCUGGCUGUGUUUCCCUACAUUGUGUUUCUGAGCCAGUACUAGGACCUCCAUUUACCCAUCAGAGACCAGCAGUAUUUUCCUGUUUUUUUGGAGGAGUAACACCAGCUGAUGAUCCAACUAGAUACCUGACCUGUAUAGAGAAAUGCUUCUCUAAAUAUGUAGAUUUGAAAGAGAAAGGACCACUGAUAGUAAAUACCUGUGGCUGGAAUAAAGGUGUUGGAUUAGCCCUAACAGUAGAUAUUGUCAGAUUAGUUUGUCCCUCAUUACUGGUACAGAUCAACACUCAAAAAGCAGUUGUCAAUUUUCCUAGGAUGUUACCAAACUUUGUGCAAAGAGAGCCAGGCUGGAGAGGGAAAAUAUGGGAUGAAAAGUUAAAAUAUAUGGAUGAUUUACCCAAGUAUGAAUUGUUGACUAUAGAUUCAGCUGUAAACCCUAUUGAGAGUCAGAUAAGCCGAUAUAAACCAUUUGAUCACAGAGAUUUGAACUUGUAUAGUUACUUGUGUAAUAACCUUGAACCUGGUUUGUCCUUGACCUCGACAACUCCAUACACAGUACCAUGGAAGUCUGUUGCUAUACAUGUAGCCCAUACAGAAGUAGAUAAUUCAGAAAUACUGUAUGCUAUUAAUGGCUGUCUGGUGGCACUGUGUAAUGCUGAUCUUACUGAAGGUGAGAGGGAAAAUGAAGACACACCAUUUUUCUUUAAAAAUACACCUGUUUGUCAGUGUCUUGGAUUUGGCAUUGUUAGAGGGAUUGACUCUGUUAAGAAAGAGCUAUAUAUCAUCACACCUCUAAACCAACAAGAUUUGCAGAAGGUGAAUGGAGUAAUUAGAGGAAAUGUGAACUUACCUAGUCAAGUCUUGUUCAAGCAGAAGUGUGAUGGGCCAAUUCCCUAUGUGACAAAUCCUAUACUGACGACUGGUUCACAGAUACUGAGACAAAGAAACCUUAAACCGAGGAAACAGACUCCUGAAAAUCAGGAAAAAUAAAUUCAUAUACAGCACUGUUGGAUUAAUUAUUCAUUUACAAUGUCAAGUUAAAGAUCAAUGAAGCUGUCCAUUUAAAAAUGUGUGUAAACAGUAGGGGUGAACAUAUAGAAUGUAGUAGUCACUCUUG